CUUCAUUGUCAACUGCCUUUACUUUGAGACCAGCCUUCCUCAGAACGGCUGCAGUUUGCAGUUCGACUGAAGGAAAAUGAGAGAAGUUCUUCUUACCUUUCUGCUUAUAGCCAGCACCUAUGCUUUUGACUUCAGUUGCGGAGAUCCAGUCUACAAACCUGAUUUAAAUGAGAACAGUAACAAUGUAGUACCAUUCAGCUGGCCGUGGCAGGUUUCACUGCAAGCUAAAAGAGGAAUAUCAUAUUCCCAUAUGUGUGGAGGGGCCCUCAUUGACCCAACGUGGAUCUUGACUGCUGGGAAAUGCAUUAACGAAGGUAUGAAGUACCGUGUUGUAUUGGGGAAAUAUGACUUGACAUUGACUGAAGGUUCAGAACAAUACAUUGAACCUGUCAAAUUGAUCUCUCACCCAAUGUUUAAUCCCAAAUGUAUCACCUGUGGGUUUGAUUUAGCUUUAUUAAAGCUCUCCUGGCCCGUCGUUUUCACUGACAAAAUUAGGCUAACCUGUCUCCCUGCAGCGGGUGAAGAACUACCAGACAAUUACACAUGCGUGGUCACUGGAUGGGGAAAACUGAAUGCCAAGGGGCCUAAACCUCGCAAGAUGCAGCAAGCCCUACUUCCAGUAGUCGAACAUGAUAUCUGCAGCCGGUCUGACUGGUGGGCAACGAACGUGAUAGACACCAUGAUCUGUGUUGGAGGGUAUUCCAAGACUGCAUGUGAAGGUGACCCAGGCAGCCCUUUGAACUGUUUUGGUAGUGAUGGUAGAUGGUACGUCAAUGGAGUGGGGAGCUUCACAGGGUCCUACCCAUGUAACACAGCGAGGAAGCCCACUGUCUACACUCGGAUAUCUGCCUUCAACAGCUGGAUCAAUGAUACCAUGAGUAGCAACUAAAGCAAGAGAACAAUAGCCUGCAGGUGAUCACAUACCUUUGGUAAAGAUGUAAACCAGACUGCAGAUAUGUUGGUGAUUUGCACAGCAGGUUCCUCUGCUCCACUUAUUGAGACAAACGUAAAGAAGUGUUUUCUACAGUUUAAACAUGAAUCUUCUGGUUCAGAUGAACUACAUCUCAUAUUAUGUUUGAUUGUUUGUAAUUUAUUCUUAAAGCAGUGCUUGUAUAGUUUUUAAGUGCCUGGAUUUAUUUAACAUUAGCCUCACGUUAAUACAUUUUAUUCGGUAGAGAUAUUUUUGAGGAUGGCAUAUACGUGUAGAUGCCCACAACUUGGAUGUAAGGAAGAAUACACAAUGCUAGUUAUUUUCAUGUUGUAUCUCCUGCCUCCUUUUUUUUUCCAUAUACAGAUGUUGGUAUGAUGAGUGGCAUUACUAAGAUGCCACUGAACAUGAUUGUCAUGGUGACAACAGACAGGCAGUGUAAUCCAGCUAUUUGAGGAGGUGGGCAUCAUUGCACGAGGUGGUUUUAAUCUGUGCCAUCAGUCCUGUAGAUUGAUCAUAA
This is a messenger RNA of Chiloscyllium plagiosum (whitespotted bambooshark), 1448 nucleotides long. RefSeq names its product proproteinase E-like. NCBI's taxonomy places the organism in Eukaryota, Metazoa, Chordata, Chondrichthyes, Orectolobiformes, Hemiscylliidae. Gene Ontology annotation, biological process: proteolysis. Gene Ontology annotation, molecular function: serine-type endopeptidase activity. The record is from RefSeq and is a predicted model, not a curated record.